Messenger RNA from Monopterus albus (swamp eel), 5392 nucleotides. It is a transcript of the gene lrrn3b, whose product is annotated as leucine rich repeat neuronal 3b. The transcript has 4 exons. Bases 971 to 3091 code for a protein of 706 amino acids. The record is from RefSeq and is a predicted model, not a curated record. NCBI's taxonomy places the organism in Eukaryota, Metazoa, Chordata, Actinopteri, Synbranchiformes, Synbranchidae. Gene Ontology annotation, molecular function: protein binding.
CAUGUCAGACUUUCCAGUGAGUUUCUUGUGACUGUAGUUCCUGUUUUGACCCCGGAUUGUAUUUUGACCACUGUGUACCGCCUUGCCCUCCUGAUUCGGACUGCUUUCUGUGUAUGGAUUAUCGGACUGGAUCCCUCGGCUGUCGUGCUUCAUCAAACACAAGAAGACAUCGAUGAGAACAGGCUUCUGGGAUAUGGCUUCUCCUAGCCAACCAGAGCAGGGAUGCUACGAGCGCCUCGCCUGCUUCUCUGACACCAUUGGCUGUUCUCUGGAGAGUCGUUUUUUCUGAUAUUAAUGACUGCUGAGGAGACGGCGGCUCAUCUAUGUGGUCCGUCUCACACUUGAUCGAGGGAAGAGAUGCGCUCUUAACAUACGCUGUGAAUACGGGAACGGAAGGGCACAGGGAACACAUGAAUGCCUUUCCAUACUCUCGCCAACCUGCCUUUGGACUUAACCGUUUUGCUGUCAUCGGAGCAGCACUCUUGAUGGGAAUAUAGACAACACGAAGCUACUGUUCCGAAGGCUAGGAUGGUUAAAUCGGGCAGGAAUGGACUGGGCUGUGGACUUUGGAAGCUAGUAACAACAAUCAGUGAGGACAUUCAUCUUUAAAGAGCAGAUUCUUCAUGGAUACAUAUAAAUGUGUUUAACAGAAGUAUUUUGAGGCAUAAUAUCAAUCGAUCCUUUUUUUUUUUGUUUAUCUUCCACCCACCUUCUGGAGUCUUCCUGACUGCAGCAUUGGCCGUGAACCCUGACACCAGCAGGAAACAUUGAGUGAUUGGUCAUUACAUCCAAGGGUAACUAUACAGUAAGACAAAAAACCCCUAAGGAGCCCUGCUGCAGUUGGUGGUGGCAGGGGCAGUGAGUCAAUUGCCUCAGCAACUGCAACAAAUGAUUAAUUAUUUGUGCAGUUAACGGCUCAGACCACUUAAUCUACGAGGACCAAUUUAUUACUGGAGGGAAUCUGUCCAAUAUGAAGGACAUGUCAUUCAUGGAUCAUCUCUUUCUUGGCCUUGCCAUAGCCACUUUUGUUGUGGCCACUAAGGAGAGGCCUGAUUGCCCCAAGCUCUGUGUAUGUGAGAUUAGACCCUGGUUUUCUCCUAGCUCUGUGUACAUGGAGGCGCAAACAGUUGACUGUAAUGACUUGGGGCUCUUUAGCCUGCCAGAAAAAUUACCGUUGGGUACACAAGUACUAUUGCUACAGACAAACAAUGUCGUUAAAAUUGACAAACCUUUGGAUUACCUGAACAACAUCACAGAGAUUGAUUUAUCACAAAACAACUUAUCCUUUAUUAGCGAUGUCCAUCUGGGAAAUCUUCCUCAGCUGCUGUCACUUCAUAUGGAGGAGAACUGGAUACAAGAGUUGCCUGAACAAUGUCUGGCAGAGGUCGCAAAUCUACAGGAACUCUACCUGAAUCACAACCUCAUCUCCUCCAUUUCCCCGAUGGCUUUCCAGGGUCUCAGCAACCUUCUGCGGCUCCAUCUCAAUUCCAAUAAGCUGAAGGUCAUUAAAAAAGAAUGGUUUGAACCCAUGCCAAAUCUGGAAAUCCUGAUGAUUGGUGAAAAUCCAGUUCUUUCUAUUGAUGAUAUGAACUUUAAACCUCUCAGUAAUCUCCGCAGUCUUGUUCUCACCAGAAUGAAUCUGUCUCAGCUUCCUGAUGAUGCACUGGCUGGUCUUGACAACUUAGAGAGCAUCUCUUUCUAUGAUAAUAUUUUCCCCGAGGUGCCUCAUUCUGUACUGAGAAAUGUAAAAAAUCUAAAGUUUUUGGAUUUAAAUAAAAAUCCCAUUGCAAGGAUACAAAGAGGGGACUUUGUGGAUAUGCUUCAUCUGAAGGAACUAGGGAUUAACAGCAUGCCAGAGCUAGUUUCCAUUGACAGCUUUGCCCUCAAUAACCUCCCUGAGCUGACCAAAAUAGAAGCCACCAACAAUCCUAAACUUUCCUACAUCCAUCCAAAUGCUUUCUACAAACUGCCACGGCUGGAAACUUUAAUGCUAAAUGGCAAUGCACUCAGUGCUCUGCACAAGAUCACUGUCGAGUCCCUCCCAAAUCUCAGAGAGGUUAGCAUGCACAGCAACCCUAUCCGCUGUGACUGCGUAGUUCGCUGGAUGAACAUGAACAAGACCAACAUUCGCUUCAUGGAGCCUGAUUCACUGUAUUGUGUGGAGCCUCCAGAGUAUGAGGGCCAGCAUGUCCGACAGGUGCACUUCAGGGAGAUGAUGGAGAUUUGUCUGCCACUCAUCUCUCCCGAAAGCAUGCCUGGGCAUAUUAAAGCACAGAAUGGGAGUUCAUUGUCACUCCAUUGUCGGGCCUUUGCUGAACCAGAGCCAGACAUCUAUUGGAUCACCCCAUCUGGUACCAGGGUCCUACCUAAUACAGUGUCUGACAAGUUCUAUAUGCAUCCAGAGGGAACUUUUGACAUCUAUGAUAUAACAGAAAAUGAAGCUGGUCUUUACACGUGUGUUGCUCAUAAUCUGGUUGGAGCUGAUCUUAAGUCUGUUUCAGUAGAGGUGAAUGGAUAUUUUCCCCAACCUACAAAUAGGUCUCUUAAUGUUGUAGUCAAGUCAGUGGAGACAAACUCCAUUGUGGUUUCCUGGAAGGCUGCCCCUGGCACCCAGGCUCCCAACAUUCAGUGGUACACCCUAUCAGAUGCCAGUCACCCCACCAUGGUGUUUACUGCCAGGGUUCCCUCUGACAUCCAGGUCUACAACCUCACCCAUCUCAGCCCUGCCACUCAGUACAAAGUUUGUGUGGAUGUCCGCAGCAUCCACUACAACCAUGACACCAAAUGUGUCAAUGUCACCACAAAGGGAUUGGAGCUGGCAACCAUGGACAGAGAAAAAUUGGAUGCAGCAGUAAUCACCACCUUUGGUGUUCUCCUGGUUGUGAUUUCAGUGGCCUGCCUACUUAUCUAUGUGUCUCUGAGGAACCGCCACCUUUAUGGGGAUAUAAGGAAAUGCGACUCCAUAGCCUCAGUGGAAGUUGCCAGUAUGCACUCUCCUUUCUUUACAAAGCUGUGGGUUUCAGGUAAAGGACUGCCAAGUGGAGUGGAAGUAAAAGCCACAGUCAUAAAUGUAUCUGACAAUGCCUUUUAAGAAGUAUAGCUUUGUAGAGCACCACACACCAACUAUACUGAAAGGACAAGGCCAUGUGCAGGGGUGGACAAAUCUGUAGUCUUGUUUAAAGGCAUACUCAUUGCUGGUCUCUGACUCAGAUACACUUGCAAAACUAUUACUGGACUGGGAUGGAACUGUGUAAGAUAAACUACAUGCUCUCCCAGUUUUUAAAACCCUAGCUGAAGUGGUGGCUUUGUAACCAUUAAAUCAAACUAAGCUAACAUCAAAAGGAAGGGGCAUUUGCUGCAGAGAGAUAUAUUUCAGUACUAUUCAUACAGAAAUAAAGGCAGAGAAAUAAAAUGAAGAAUGAUGAUGGUCAAAUCUCUUGUAAUUGACUGUUAAAUAUGUUCAGAGUUGUGGAACUGUCUGUGUGGUCCCAAGCAAUACCGGCUGUGCUUUGUCAAACAUCCAUAGACAAGAUAGAGAUACUGUAAUAACAUUUGUCUAUUAUGGGAAGGGAGAUUUCGUAGAGUAGACAAAUAACAGUGACCACAGUGGUGUAAGACUUUUGAUGAAAUAUACCCCUCUUUUUCUAUCAAAAAAGAUUUUUGAUUUUUCAUGGAAAUAUUGUUACAUAUUCUAUUAUGUUGAUGUAAUGACAAAUCCUCUGUAUCUAAAUGGCUUUUAAAUUAAGGCAAGGACCAGACUACUUUUGAUUACAAUGACACAUUAAGCUUAAUGAAAUUCUGCUACAAAAUGGGUAUCUAGAGAGGACAUUUGCCAAAUGGCUGUUUAUGCUGUGUAGUUCUCAUUGCAACGGUGACUGGGAAAAAUGCAGAUAUGUUAGACUAAAACAAAUUUUAUGCAUUGAUUAAAAGUGAGGUGAUUGAUGUGCUAUCGCCUCAAGAAGUGGUCUGUUAUGCCAUGGUAAGUGCCUACAACAAGAACUACACGAGGUAAACAGAGAAGAAACCGAAGAAACGCAUCAGCCACAGCAAAACAUGGUCAUGUCAUCACUGCAGAAUCACAAGCUAUUCUCUAGUACUUUUAGUGGAAAUACUUUAUCAGUAUUUUUAGCAUUACAGUACAUAUUUUAAGAAAACCUUUUGUUGUUGCUUUGGGUGUAAAGUUAAAAAGCCAUUUUUAUAUUAACUGUAUUAUAUGUGAUCAAUGGGCACAACAGACUAAUUAAGAAAAGUGCUAAAAAAAUAAAUGUCAUUGUUUCUUUUACAAACAGUUGCGUACUUCUUUUGCUCUCUUCUCAUAUUUGUUAUAAUCGCCCAGGUUUAUUUCACCUCAUAAUGCAUGGUUGUUGCUUUAUACUAUUUUUCUUUUUUGUCACGAUCCAACCAUAGGUUAAUGUGAAAUGUCCAAUCAGUUUUAUCUGACAUUUCAACAGCAAGUAUGGGAAAAUAUUAAUGAUGAAGUGGUACAGAACAAAAAACUUUUGAGUCAGAACAAAGGGGAAAAGUCAGGAGACUCCAGCCGAUAUGGUUCAAUGGUCGGCCCAACCCUGGGAAAAAGAAAAAAAAAAGCAAUAAAAGAACAGAAUUCAUUAGUUGCCUCAUUUAAGAACAUGUUCAACCUUCAGCUGGUCCAAAUAUAGUCACUGUGCUACAGCUACAGCUGCUUGUACUUAGACAGGUACACAGUGUCCCUAUGACAGAGAGAUAAAGUACAGUAUUGAAGAGUAAGGUAGGGUGGGACCAGAGCUAAGUCUAAGCUUUAGGACUCACAUUUUAUUUCUUACUGAAUUAUCCAGCAUACAGAGCAGUUUGUAUGAGAAAGCCAAACAAGAUGAAUAGUUGUCAGAGGCAGAGUGACAUGACGAAUUUAUCAAACAGGGCCUAAAACCCAUACAUCAGAGCAGCCUUCAGCACCAUGGACAGAGGCUUUUAAAUCCAAGCUAUCUGUCAAAGACAAAGGGAGUUAAACUAUGACACACCGUGCUCCUCAGGUAAUGCUCAGGUCAAACAGACUGAAUAGAGGCAUGAGUAUGGAUGCACAAACAAGAAGGGCAGAGCUGAGAAAAUUUAAAGAACAUGUUUAGAUACAUUCAAAUAUGAGCUCAAGACCACUGAUUGACAAAAAGAGGGUCAUUUACAGAGAACAAAAAUGUGAACAUAGGCAAGCACACACACACACAAGCUCUCACUCAAAUGACCUCAUACACAGAGGUGUAGCAGUUUCAGUCUGAGUAGUUGGAGAAACACAACAUGACAGCCAAAGAAGCCAAUAAAUGAGUUCCCCAACCAAAUGUCAUUUGAAAUUAAAGCAAUUCAUUGUAUUAGCCAUGUUGCUAUUUUUCUUUUGCAGCUCAUGAUUUGAUUACAUAUUUGA